This is a messenger RNA of Bactrocera tryoni, 1213 nucleotides long. It is a transcript of the gene Mesh1, whose product is annotated as guanosine-3',5'-bis(diphosphate) 3'-pyrophosphohydrolase MESH1. Lineage: Eukaryota; Metazoa; Arthropoda; Insecta; Diptera; Tephritidae. The record is from RefSeq and is a predicted model, not a curated record. Bases 112 to 651 code for a protein of 179 amino acids. The transcript has 2 exons. Gene Ontology annotation, molecular function: guanosine-3',5'-bis(diphosphate) 3'-diphosphatase activity.
AUAAAGACCAAAAAUUAAGAACGCAAUUCAAUUACCCUAAACCCAAAUAAUACAAAAAGGAUAAAGGUGUAUAUUUAGAUCUAUCGAAGGCCGGCUGUGAUUAUUCCUAACAUGGAAACGUUACAUCCUACAGCGAAAUUAAUGCAAGGACUGCAGUUUGCUGCCAGCAAGCAUCGUACACAACUGCGGAAAGAUAAUGAGACACCCUACAUAAAUCACCCUAUAAAUGUGGCAACAAUUCUCGCUGUGGAAGGUGGUAUCUCCGAUGAAAAUGUACUCAUUGCUGCUAUAUUGCAUGACACUGUUGAGGAUACCGACACCACAUUUGAAGAAAUCGAGCAACAUUUUGGCGAGGAAAUUUGUGAAAUUGUGCGUGAGGUCACUGACGAUAAGACAUUGGAGAAACAAGAACGAAAACGCUUGCAAAUCGAACAUGCGGCAAGUUCAAGUGAGAACGCCAAAUUAGUGAAAUUGGCGGAUAAGUUGGACAAUCUACGAGAUUUAGGCAGAAAAGCGCCAAUCGGUUGGACACCUGAGCGUCAAGAACAAUACUAUGUUUGGGCUAAGAAAGUGGUGGAUAAUAUGCGUGGUACAAACGCAGAGUUGGAGCGCAAAUUAGAUGAAAUUUUUAAAGCUAAAAAGCUACUUUAAAAUAUACUUUCCAAAUAGAUAUCGGUUUAAUUUAUUAAUUCUUAACUAUUUGUUGAAUCAAAUUUUAUUAUUAAUAACCGAACGCUUUUUACUAGAUACUGAAAUUGAUUCGAUUGUAUUACGUAAUUUAUUCCUACGUACCAUGUUAUGUACAUUUAUCUUUAGCUAAGUUUGUUUACAUUUUUAAGCCGCUUAUCAAUAUAAAAACGUAUAACGGAAGAAGACUUACGUUGAUAUCAUACUACCACACGUUGCUUUAAGGUCAGACAAUUUUACGAUUGAUAAAGAUAUAAGAGUAGCCACGUGCACUCUUAAAAAAUGCAGCGUAAUCUACUUAUGUGCGAAUUACUGACAGUGAAUUUUCCGUUGUAUCUAGAAAUUUUUAAUUUCACCCGUUAGCCAAGGGAAACUUUUAUGCUUUCAUAUCCACGGGUGUCUACACAUAUUCUUUAGUGGGCUGAAAUGUGUGUCAUGUAUUCAAUGCGUGCUUCUUUUGAUGUGCUGAACACAAUGAGCGCGACAGACUGCAAACGACAUCUGUCAAAUAUUAAAAUACACAAGU